Messenger RNA from Gorilla gorilla gorilla (western lowland gorilla), 2323 nucleotides. Its product is annotated as protein S100-A7. Lineage: Eukaryota; Metazoa; Chordata; Mammalia; Primates; Hominidae. The coding region runs from base 111 to 416 and encodes 101 amino acids. The record is from RefSeq and is a predicted model, not a curated record. Gene Ontology annotation, cellular component: cytoplasm; extracellular exosome. The transcript has 3 exons. Gene Ontology annotation, molecular function: transition metal ion binding; calcium ion binding; calcium-dependent protein binding. Gene Ontology annotation, biological process: endothelial cell migration.
AGUGCCGUGGCACGAUCUCAGCUCACUGCAACCUCUGCCUCCCGGGUUCAAGCAAUUCUCCUGUCUCAGCUUCCCCAGUAGCUGGGAUUACAGGCUUUUUGAAAGCAAAGAUGAGCAACACUCAAGCUGAGAGGUCCAUAAUAGGCAUGAUCGACAUGUUUCACAAAUACACCAGACGUGAUGACAAGAUUGACAAGCCAAGCCUGCUGACGAUGAUGAAGGAGAACUUCCCCAACUUCCUUAGUGCCUGUGACAAAAAGGGCACAAAUUACCUCGCCAAUGUCUUUGAGAAAAAGGACAAGAAUGAGGAUAAGAAGAUUGAUUUUUCUGAGUUUCUGUCCUUGCUGGGAGACAUAGCCACAGACUACCACAAGCAGAGCCAUGGAGCGGCGCCAUGUUCCGGGGGAAGCCAGUGACCCAUCCCCACCAAGGGGCCUCCAGAGACCCCAGGAACAAAAAACUGUCUUCUCCCACCAGACACUUGUCUUAUUUCCUUCUUCUCUUUGGUGACCUAUGUUGUCAAAACUACCAAUUCCAGGUUAACUUUGUUGGAGAACUUCCCCCACCCCCAUCCAGUGGGUCACCCAGGAGUAAUGUCCCUCCAACAACGUUCCCCCUAUGGCCUCCAGCAGAGCUGAGCUGCCUCUCACACAGGUCCUGGUGUCUGCUUCUGCCCCGCUCCCUAAAUGCAGCCACCAUGGCAGGUUCCAGGUGGAAGUCAGUGGAAAGCUCCUGCCAGAUCACAGCAAUGCUCCUCCUUGUCAAGGCAUGGAAGAGGGUCAUUCAGACACAUUCAGAUACCACACUGAGAAGGAGCUGGCAUCUCUCAGUGUGCUCCUGCCCUCCCGCUCCUGCCCCAGCUGUUCUCCAGGGCUUGGGGAAACAGAAACCACUCACAUAGGGAUUCCUGGAUGGCUUCAGGCUCAGGGCCCUUGUGGCUAUGAAUGGGAUGCUCAGCAGUUCCCUGAGGAUGAGCUCCCUUGUCCUGUGGCCUGGGCUCCAGGGGCUGUGUCCUCUCUCUGUGCUGUGCACUUGUGUGCAUGUGCCUAAGUGGGUGACCCUGUGGAAGUGAGAGGGAGUCAUCUUGAAGCUGAGCUGUCCUCGAUGGUUUGCUAAAUGCCAGGACUGGGUUUCUGGUGAUGAAUGAAUAUUCCAGAUUUUGAGGAGCUCAAAGUAGUCCAGGGGUCCAAAUAAGGAGUCUAGCCGGAAUAAGGCAGCACCACGGAAAUGCCCUAAGGACUGACACAGAGAGCUCAUGCUGACUGUGAUGAGAAAUUGCAGCACCUCUCUCUGGCAGGUAAUGGAGUAGUUUGUUAUCGGUAGUCUACUCCAGGCCAGGCAGUGUGCUAUGGGCUGAGGAUGCAGAAACAAGCAGGGCACAGUGCUGUCCUAGCAGAGCACUGGCGGGUCUCUCCAUGCAGGCCACAACACAGGGUCAGUGUUCACCUGGUGUCACUUCCAGGCCAUGUUCUGUGCAACUGCUCUUAGUAUUCUCCCUAGAGGCUCACAUCAUCUGUCCCUAUCAUUCUUACCACCCUGGUCAAUCUCCAGCUAACCUCUCAAUCAGGCAAACAUUCUUCUUAGAGGAAUCAGGCAACCAUCUCAAAAAUUCUCAUUCCAUUCCCCCAGCAGAAAUGUGUAGGAUGAGUUAUUUGUUCUUGUGAAUGACUGUUCCACUCCACACUCACACCUCUAUUCACAGACCAGCAUCUCCUCUCCUCAUCAAGAAUCUUCCUUCCUGAAUAUAUUCUGCACCUUGUCAGCCUUCAGGACUGAUCUGCAGUUUUCACCUCCAAAUCCCAAUGUCUGACCAUUAGUUUUCUUCUCUCUCCUUCUCUCCCUUUCUCAUUCUCAUUCCACCUGUUCUUGGAACUCACAGAGGCCUGCAGUCCCUGGGCUUUCGUUUUUUCUUACCAGCCCCCUGCUGCCUUCUCUAUGUAGCCUGUCCCCAUCAUCCACCCCAGAACUGCUCUCUUUCCUCUCUUAGCUCUGUUGCCCACUUUCUUUGGGCCACACCUUCCCUGCAGAUCUCCAAACCAGAACCAUCUUCCCCAGUUGUCCUCCUCUCUCCUCCAUCAGGACUGCUAGUCACUGCUCAGAACCAUCAUGCCAGGGUCCCAAGUGUGGGUGCCUGACUUCCUCUCUGCGCAGCACUCUCUGAAUCCCUCCUGUUCACCCAGCUGCUGUUAUUCCAAGAAUGCGCAACACCUCCUCCCAUCAAUAUAUCUCAGUAUUUCGUGCCUCAAUACCAGUCUUUCAAAUGCUGCCUCUGCUGGAUGUCAUUUAAUAAUUCAUCUGUCUCAUUAAAUUACAUUUCAAGACA